Messenger RNA from Vicia villosa (hairy vetch), 2128 nucleotides. RefSeq names its product ABC transporter G family member 10. Bases 152 to 2017 code for a protein of 621 amino acids. Gene Ontology annotation, cellular component: membrane. The transcript has a single exon. Gene Ontology annotation, molecular function: ATP hydrolysis activity; ABC-type transporter activity; ATP binding. Lineage: Eukaryota; Viridiplantae; Streptophyta; Magnoliopsida; Fabales; Fabaceae. The record is from RefSeq and is a predicted model, not a curated record.
AAGCUCCAUUCAUUACAUAUUUACAUAAUAUAUUUUGGCUUCUUAGCUUAUAACUAGCUCAAAGUUUGGUGUGUUAGCUCAUCUUCCUUCUCUUGCUUUGUGUUUUCUUCACAUAACAUAAACAAUACAUGUUUUUCUUCUCUCACUUUGCAUGCACACAAACACAACAAUGGAACCAUCAUUCAAGUCCAUCACAUGCACUAGAAAAGGUUCGUAUAAAUUAGAAACCAGAAACUUAUCAUACAAAUUGUGCAGCAAAUUUGAUGAAUUUAGAACUCUUUGUUUCGGUUUGAAUCCUACGAGAGGUUCGAAGUUUAUUUUGAAGGAUGUUAACUGUGAAGCAAGGCCGGCGGAGAUUACUGCUAUUGCUGGUCCUAGUGGAGCUGGAAAAACUACACUGCUUGAGAUUCUUGCUGGGAGAAUACCCUCGUGUAAAGUUUCUGGACAAGUACUUGUCAAUCACAUGCCUAUGGAUGUGAACAGAUUCAGACGAGAAUCCGGGCACGUCGCGCAAGAAGAUGCUUUGUUUCCGUUGCUUACGGUUAGGGAGACGCUCAUGUAUAGUGCUUUGUUGAGGCUUCCCGGCGGGCGAAAAGUGGCUGCAACGAGAGUUGCAGAGUUGAUGAAGGAGCUCGGGUUGGAUCCUAUUGCAGAUUCAAGAAUCGGCAAUGGAUCAGACCAUGGUAUAUCGGGCGGGGAAAGGCGUAGAGUUUCCAUUGGUGUCGACUUAGUUCACGACCCUGCAAUUAUUUUGAUUGAUGAACCAACUUCAGGUUUGGAUUCAGCAUCAGCUCUUAAUGUAAUCUCGAUGCUUAGACUAAUGGCGUUUAAUCAAGGCAAGACAGUUGUUUUAACUAUCCACCAACCCGGUUUUCGAAUCUUAGAGCAACUUGAUAGCCUCAUUUUGCUAUCUGAUGGAUUUGUCACACAUAGUGGUUCACUGAAUCUUCUCGAGGCAAGGCUCAGUUUAUCCGGUCAUCGCAUUCCUCACCAUGUCAAUGUCCUAGAAUUUGUUCUUGAUGUCAUGCAAACCUUGGUUAUACGUACUUCAGAAUCCGGCCGGAACAAUCAAUUUCUUCUCAAUGAUGAAAAGGAGAACCAAGAUCACAAGAUGAGAUUGCAGUGCUCUAUGAUUGUCAAAGAAAAGGCUAUGCUGUACUCAAAUUCUCCAAUGGAGGAGAUUUUAAUCCUAGGUCAAAGAUUUUGCAGCAACAUUUUCAGAACCAAGCAACUCUUUGUUACAAGGGUCAUACAAGCCUUAGUAGCUGGAUUUGUAUUGGGGACCAUAUUCUUGAACGUUAGCAACAAACAAACUAAAAUAGCAUUACAAACGCGAAGCGGCUUCUUCGCUUUCAGCCUUACCUUUUUGUUAUCAUCAACAACAGAAGGUCUGCCUAUUUUCUUAGAGGAGAGAACAACAUUCAUGAGAGAGACCUCAAGAGGAGCUUAUCGUGUUUCUUCAUAUGUUUUAGCAAAUACACUUGUGUUUCUUCCUUUUCUUCUAAUGGUUGGUCUUCUGUACACAACUCCUGUUUAUUGGCUGGUAGGAUUAAGAAAAGACAUCGACGGUUUCCUUUACUUCUCCUUAGUGGUUUGGUUGGUCCUAUUAAUGUCGAAUUCUCUAGUAGCUUGUUUCAGCGCCCUAGUCCCGAAUUUCAUUCUCGGAAGCUCGUUAAUUGCUGGUCUAAUGGGGUCUUUCUUUCUAUUCUCAGGCUAUUUCAUAUCAAAGGAAAAAAUACCUAGUUACUGGAUUUUUAUGCACUAUAUAAGUCUAUUCAAGUAUCCAUUUGAGUGCCUUAUGAUAAAUGAGUAUGGAGGCGAGCAAGGGAAAAAGAGAUGCAUAGAAGUUAACAACAAUGGGGAAUGCAUAUUAUAUGGAGUUGAGUUCUUAAGUCAACAAGGUCUGAAAGAGUCACAGAAAUGGUCCAAUUUGGGUUUAAUGUUAAGCUUCAUAAUAGGGUAUAGAGUGCUUAACUUUAUAAUUCUUUGGCUUAGAUGUUACAGAAGCAGAAAAUAAAUCAGCUACGUAUUUUAAUUUAAUUUUUAUUCAUCUAUGAUAAUGCAUAAUUCUUGUUUACAAGCAGAGAAAAUACUAUUAUUGAUUUAUACAAAAAAAUAUUGACAUUGU